Molecule: messenger RNA, 4066 nt
Organism: Antechinus flavipes (yellow-footed antechinus)
Lineage: Eukaryota; Metazoa; Chordata; Mammalia; Dasyuromorphia; Dasyuridae
Gene: PAIP2B
Product: poly(A) binding protein interacting protein 2B
Exons: 4
Coding region: 38-655 (205 amino acids)
Biological process (GO): negative regulation of translational initiation
Cellular component (GO): cytoplasm
Molecular function (GO): mRNA regulatory element binding translation repressor activity
Source: RefSeq, a predicted model, not a curated record
UCCUUCUCUGGGACUGAACAGCAGCCCCCUCAACCCAAUGGGGCCAACGGGGCGGCCAGUGACGGCCAAUAGGGCGGGCGCGGGGGCGGGCCACGAGGCGAGUGUGCCGAGUGUGGUAACGGAGCGAGUGGCAUCGGCGGCAGCGAGGGUGGCGAGGGCUCCGGAGCUCGGGCUCCCCUCUUGGUGCUUGAGGGCCGCGGCGGCUGUGGCAAGGACGGCGACGAGGGCGGCAGACUCCUGGCGGGCGGAGAAGCCUCUUCUCGGCCCAGAUUCUUUCAGGAUGAAUGGGUCCAAUGUUGCCAACACAACAGCCAAUGCAAAAUCCAAAGAGGACCAGGUGGUGAAUGGGCGUGAUGAGAAGGAAAGCAACCCCUUUGCAGAGUACAUGUGGAUGGAGAACGAAGAAGACUUCAAUAGACAGGUGGAGGAAGAACUGGAGGAGCAGGAAUUCCUGGACCGCUGCUUCCAGGAGAUGCUGGACGAAGAGGACCAGGACUGGUUCAUCCCCUCUCGCGACCUGCCGCAAGGCCUGGGGCAGCUGCAGCAGCAGCUCAACGGACUUUCUGUCAGUGACGGUCACGGGUCAGAAGAUAUCUUGAGCAAAAGUAACCUGAACCCCGAUGCCAAGGAGUUUAUUCCAGGAGUGAAGUACUGACUCUUCGGAAACCUUUGAGGAGGACUUGGGGGUCCCUCUUUCCAGGGACAGAAGUGCACACAGAGAUGGGGCGGGGCAGGGGUGGGGGGCGGCUGGGGGAGGGGAAAGCAAGAGGGUCCAACUCGACGCUGUGAAUCGAGUCUUAACGCGGGCAGUCUUCUCUACAAGCAUCUGCGUAUCUCUUUUGUUCUGCCAGCCCGCAUUUGGGCACUCUGGAUCUGUUUUCUUUUUUUCUCUGUUUUUCCUUUUUUGUUUAAACAUAAUUGCUCUUUUUUCCCUUUUUUGUUUGUUUUUGUGAGAGGACUGCAGCCUCUGCCUUCCCUUUCCCAUAGAGGACGUUGGGAUGUGGAAAGCAUCUUUUUUCCAGGAUUAGGGUUUAGGGAGCGCCCUUCUCAUCCUGCAGCGAACUUGUCAGAUUCAAGGGAGACCCGCAGAAGUCGCCCGGUCCGAGCUGGUUGGCUAGGAGGCGGGGGAGGGGACGGGGCGGGGGCUGCACCCCAGGCUUCUCUCUCCCGAGGACUCUAUCCCAGGACCUCCUGAGAGCACGGACUGAGCCACCGGCUGGCAGGGACCGCUCAGCAGGAAGCCGUCAAUUGGGAAUUCUCUUUUCAAAACUCUCCAUGGCGGGUCUGGGCCCCCGCGGUCCUGUGGUGGAGCUCUGGGGCGCCUCCUUGCGGCAGUUGCUGCUCUGCCAUCUUCUCCUCCUGCGCCCUUGGGACCCCCGGUGGUACGGGGGCAGGGCCAGGGGGCCGAGGCCUGGGGCAUUCCCGCGGGCGGGGCCUGCACUGUGAUUUCUCACUCCUUACCUCUGUUCGCAUCCCCUACUGUCUCCUGCCCUGCCGGCUUUCCUGCAUAAAGGCUUGACUCCCACAGAGUGGGCGAUGUCCAAAGAUUUCCUUCCAGGGCUUGUUCUUGUUGGGGGAGCUUUAGGAGGCCCCUCGGUGCGGGGGGAGGGGCCCGGCGGCUCAGGCCCUGCCCGUGGGGCUCCUGGGCCUCUGUGGCGCCUCCUGCAGGCGGCCGGACCCCCUUGGGGCGCCUCCGCAGCAGCUGGGGGGCAGCGCUUUGGGGGGACGUGUGAGAACGUCGGAGCCGCUCGUGGGGGGGAACACUUCCCUAAAAGCCCUUGUUCUUGAUGAGCCAGAUUAGGGUCAUUUCUACAUCUCUCUGGACUGAUUCUCUUCCCUCCACCAUUGGGGGAAACAAACCCCUCUUACCUGGGAGGAGGGCCCCGUCCUUGGAGGAGGCUGCCCAUGCAGAGAGGCAGCGGCCCCCCCCCUCAGCUCCGGCCCUCAGACCGCUCCCCCUUUUCUUCUCUAGCCUCAGGAGCAGUUGUGGACACUUUGGCUCUCAGGCCCCGUGGUGGGAGGGAGGACGGCGGCUUUGUCACUGCUUUGGAAGAGCCGACCCCAUCCCCUUCCGGGGAGCACCAGCGGGCCCUCCUGGGGGGGCUUCGGACGUGGCUGGAGGGAAGGAGACCUUUCUCCUGCUUCCAGGGCCACAAAUGGGGGUCUUGGUUUUCCGCCAGCACCACCCUCUUCCAUCUCCUAUUUGUUCGGCCCCAAACCCCCGGGGGCAGAGCAGCGGUGGGGGCCUGGCUUGCUGGGACACAGUGCUAAGGCCCUGCCCGCCCCUGCUCUGACCCCCCCCCCCAUCUUCCGCGUCUGUCUCCGCCCGAGCGGGCAGGGCUGGGGCCUCCUCCGCGCUUUGAGGGCGCCCCCUCCCCGGGCUCAGCCCGUCGCAAGGUCACGCUUGUAUUUCAGAGGCAGCUGCUCCCGUCAGGUCCGGGUGUCUUACUUGGGAGCCUGUGUCAGCACACGCAGGGGCCCGGGUUGGAGCCGGACGGGGCCUUCGGGGGCACCGAGCCCAACCUCUCCCUUCUACAGGCGGGGGGCCCAGGGGCCCGGGGGCCCCGGCUACUAAGUGUCUGCGGCUGCAUUUGAACUCAGGUCUCGUGGGCUCUGGGCCCCGCCGCUUCUCCAGUUCUGGCUCCGGUUCUGGGCUAAGUGGGGUUUGAUCUUAGGGUCUGUUGAAUGACUAAGGUGGAAUCCCUCCUGUAGAGGGUGUGUAAGAUGGGGCCGGUCCCCUUGGCUCCUCGGGGCUCACAGCACCGGCUGCAGACUGCUGGUGGCCCCCGGGGGGUCCCACUGCCAGAGAGGGGCCUCUGAAAAGGAGGCUCUGGGGGGCUGCCUUAAGUUUGGGGGGCGCCUGCAUCCAGAGUCCUCAAGAAAUGCCCUGGUUUGAACAGCUGUUGGGAGAAGCGGGUGGAGGGGCCUUCUCCUGCCCUCAGUGGCGCCGACCUUGCCCAGAGAGCGUUAGGUGGGCAUAGAGAGGGCGCAGCCCCUGCCCACUUUGCUUCUGAAGGCGGGGUGUGGGGGGAGCCCCCCAGAGGGUGGCUGAGCCAGCUCUGGGCAGCCCCCUCCCCCUGGGAUGCCCAGGGGCCCGCUGCGCCCCCCGCUGUCACAGACUGGAGUUGCAGGCCCAGACCACAGCCUGGUAUCUGCACAUGGGCAGACACGGCUCCUUCCUUGCGCCAGGGCACGUGCGUUUUAUCUCCCACCCUCCUUGCUAAGGGGCCGGAUGCAGGAAGCGCUCAGCAUCUUCCAUUUCCUGCCGGCGCCUCCGUCGUUCUUCUUCCCGCCCCCCAGUCUGGUAUCAGAGGCAGAGGGGCCCCUCCUGCGGGCGCCCGUCACUAAGCCCAGUUUGUUCCGUGCCGGGCACUUCGAGGGCGCGUUUUAGGAGCAGAAACUUUCCCGCGGCCGCCCUGACCCGGGAGUCGCAGUCGGCCUUCCAGAGGACCCAAACCCAAAGCACACCCGCGGGGGCCUCAGCAAGCGCUCGGCCCUCAGAGCCAGCCUCGUCCCAGGAGCCGCCAGGUCUGCGGCGUUUCCUCGGCGACCAAUGUUGCUUCUCGUUGGACAGCCCGGACCCCCUGUGCCGGCGGCUUCCUGCAUCCCAUGGAGGACUAGGUUCUGGAGUAUCGGGGGGACAGGGCCUGAAAGCGUCCGAGGGGAAAAAUCCCCCAAACCAGCCUUCGGAUGAGCGCGGUCCCCUCUCCCAGGGACCUUUGUUCGUUGGGGAGGAGGAAGGACCAGAGAGCUCUCGUGCCUUGGGGGAGGGGGUCAUGGAAGGGAGCCCCCGCUUGGAGCCGCCCCCUCGUCCCUCCUGGGGCUCGGGGUGACCCGCAGACGUGGCAUUUGCAGAAAUAGCGACAGCACCUUGCUGACACGCAGCAGUCGGGUGAAGAGCUUCGUUCUACACUACUACUUUGGGAGAGGGAGAAUAGGAGCUUAAAAUGGAUGUUUUUUCAUAAAAAUGUCAAAAAGGGAAAAAAAAAAAAGUUACCUUUUCUGAACUUUGCUAUUCAAACCAAAUGGCAGCUCUUGAAAUUUCAAUAAAGCGAGAAGGCAGUGA